Messenger RNA from Drosophila bipectinata, 5144 nucleotides. NCBI's taxonomy places the organism in Eukaryota, Metazoa, Arthropoda, Insecta, Diptera, Drosophilidae. The record is from RefSeq and is a predicted model, not a curated record.
AUGCAUUAUCAUUUAAACAAGGAUAAGCCUUAUGGGUUGGGUCGCGUCUUGCGGAACUUUAACAUCACAAAAAUCAGCGAUCUUGAACUGAUUUCCAACACCACCGAUCGCCUGGAUAUCACCUUUCACUUUUUCGGCGUCAAAGGCGAUUCCCAGCGGAUCCGGGAGGCCAUCACCCGGAUGGUGGAGCGGGGAAGGAUUGGGAACUUUACGCUGGUUGCCAAUUUUCAUCACUUUGACGAGAACCCACCGCUGAGUUUGCUGGACCUGAGUGUCAAUCAACCGCAAGCGGGUGUGCGCGAGGCCAGCGAGUUCAUCAUAUCCUGCACCGCCCAAGGAUCAUCCCGAAUGCAGUUCCAGUGGUUUAAGGACGGCGCUGUGGUGAACGCCAGCAAGGCAACGAGGGAAAUCUGGACCACAGUCCUGCCGCCGGAGACCAAGGAUGUCUAUACGGCCAUACUCGGCGUAACCAAGGCAAGUCGGAUCGACGAAGGCGUCUACAGUUGCAAGGUCACUGACUGGGGCGUGGAGCAGUGCCGCUCCCUCCACAUCCACAUCAAGUCGCCACCCCGUCUCCGAGUGGAUCCCGCGAGCGUGACGCUGCAACGCGGAGACUCCCUCCGGGUCCGCUGCCUCUCGCCUGGCAACGAUGACAUCAAGAGAUACGCUCAGCUGGGCUACAGUUGGACGCGGAACGGGGUGCUUUUCCAAUCAGACCCGGCCACUGCCAUGUGGGAGGACCUCUACCCGGACGGCAGUAUCCUCAAGAUCAACAACAUCCAGAAGUCGGCGGAGUACGCCUGCCUGGUCUCCAACAGCGUCCGUCCCGUCUCCCGAAGUGUCUACAUCAACGUGAUCGAACGGAAUGCCAUGCAUGUGUGCCCCGCCGAGUCCACCUACGGAGUACACUGGCCAACCAGUGCUCCGGGAGCACCCAUUAUCACCGACUGUCCGCGUGGCUUUGAGGGACACCUGCGGAGGAUCUGUGAGCAGCGGGACACGGGAAAUUCUAGCUGGCUACUGCCUGACUUCUCGGGAUGUGUCCGCGAUGAGCUUCUGCUCAUCUACAACCGGUUCCUGGCGCUGAGUGCCGGGUUUCAACAGACCAACUCCUCCAACAUCCUCAAGUCCUGCUUCGACUUUACUCUCCAGCGCAGGCAUAGCUUCCUGCCCGGAGAAGCUAGCUUCCUCAUCGAUAUGCUUCAUGAGCUCGACACCUACCUGCAAUUGAAAGGCACACAACUGGAACGCGAGAUGGCCGCGGAGAUAAUACUGCGCAUCCUGGAUAAAGUCAUGCAGAAUGCUCAAUCCUUGAACAGUCAACAGCAAAUUAAAAAGCUGCAGCUGCUAACGCAGUCGGCGGCCCUCAACCGCGAGACCAUAGCGGCCUCCCAAUUGGCCACAUCCACCAGCGGCAAUAGCCAGAAGCAACAACAGACAUCACCAGGUGACAGCUCAGCCACGUUGACCGCACAGGGGGGCGAUGACAGCGGGUCAGGCGCCAAUGCCGGAGAGAUUUCCCCAGGACCCGGGUCCGAGAGUCUGCCGUCAGCCCGGGGUGUGGCCAGGGGGAGCAGUAACAGUGGAGCCACUAGCAUUCUGACUGUCGAUGAGGACACCCUGUCCCUGGACCGACUCAACUCUCUCCGCAUUUACAUGACGUCUGUGAAAACGCUGCCGUUUAACUUACGCAUUUAUGGGGAGGAUUUGUUCUCGGAUCAACUCUACAUGGACAUUGGGCUCUCGUCCCGUCUGCUGCAUAUCAUGGCCAAUUCUACGAUAUUCGCCUCGGUCAUCUCCUACAAGAACCUAAAGAGUUUCCUGCCCAAAACCUACUACACACGCGGCAGUGACCCCAGGGACUCGGACUAUGUGCUGGCAUCCCGCAUCAUUCAGACCUGGCUGUUUCAAUCCAAUCGCUCCAAUGACAAUUUCCGCGAACCCCUCGAUUUGCCAUUCGAAGCCGGCCAUGUGGAGAUUAUAUUCCAGCACGAAAGUGUCCCUAAAUCCGGGGAUUGGGUGGCCGUUUGUGGGCACGACUACAAGGCCUCCUUCGACUCCACCUGGCGUUCGGACCUCUGCAUCACCAAACACCUGAUGGCGAACAUAACGCGAUGCAUCUGCCCGCUGUCCGGAACCUACGUGGUCAUGCUCACCAAGCGCCAGCAAAAUGCCACGCCAUCGCAUGCCCCGCAGCGUCCCAUCUUCGUGAUCGCCAGCUGCGCCUGCUGCCUUCUCCAAUGCGGAUCCGCGCUCCUCAUCCUGGUGCCCAUCUGGUGCAAUCGCAAGUGCGCCGUCACGUUCCUCAAGAUGCAGUUCUGCAUCUCCACGUCGAGUGUGAUGCUCAUUUACUUGCUGGGCUUUAUGAAGAUGCUUCCAGUGAACUGGCACGCCAUCAUUAGCAGCUCCCUGGCGUCGCUGCUGUUGCUGGGCAUCUCGACCCUGAUUGCGAUUGCCUUGGCCAUCCACACGGAGCUGGUGCCGAAGAAGUAUCUGCAAAUUGGCAGCCAGCCGGAGACGCCCACGAAGAAGCGCCAACGAGAGCGGGAGCGGGAACGUGACCGCGAACUCGAGAGUCUUAGCAAUAUCACACAGAUACGGGCUCAGUCGCCCAGCUCGUCCUCGGGGCACCACCAGCGCCGCCCACCACCAUCCAACGGUUCCUCCUCCAAGUCCUCCUGCAAACCAUCCGCCCUGCCAACCGGAUCGGCUGGAAUCCGCGGCGCCAUCGGCAUCAGCUGGCUGCUGCCCCUGCUCUUCGCGGUGGCCGCCCCACUAAUCUGCAGCAUCAUCGGCAAGUGGCCACGCCACUGGUGGCUGGAGGUCCUCGCUACGGGCGCCGGCGGCGAUGGGGAAGUGGAGAUCCCCAACGAUGGCAGAACGGAUGCGGAGGCCGGCGAGUUCGAUGGCGUCUUCUAUUCAACGCACUCGUUACUCAAUGGCGAUAAUUUACUGCUCGAGAUGGGAAAUGGAACGGUCCCACCGCCCACGGAGACAUUCUUCGAUGCGGCGUCCACAUCAACGUCAUCAAUCAGUGGCGGGAGCAGUGACAGCUUUUGGUCGCAGUCGGAGAAGCAGUUGCCAGGAGUAGCUUGGAGCGGCGGUAGUGGCACCUCCUCCAGCUCCACUUCCGCUUCAGUUUCUGCGAUAGCUGCGCCUCUAACUUCCGGCUUGAGUGACUUGAACAGAAUCGGAGGAGGGCCUUCAACAGCAAUGUCGCCUUCUUUGAGCUUCGUCCUGUUCGUCUGCAUCGAUUUGCUCUUUAUCCUGCUCUUCUUUGCCCUGUUUGCCAUUUUAAUGAAGAAACUUUUGUGGUUGUGGCACAAGAAUCGCAAUGUGCAUACGCAUCCGUUGGAUAAAUUCAAUCUGGCUUUGCGCCGGCGAUUUGGAUUGCUCUACCGAGCUGGUGUCCUGCUCCUGGCCAAGCUGCUCAGCGACGGAUUCUUCAUCGUUUAUGUUAAUUCAUCGCCGGAUACUUUGUGGGCAUAUCCGUUUGGCAUAUCGUGCAUAAUAUUGGGCUCGGCCAUCCUCUUCUGUUUUGUCAUCAAGGCGGAGAGCCAGCUGCGUGGCCCACCGUUCCUCGGGAGCAACGGAAGCAGCCAGAACAGCUCCCUCAAGCAGGCCAAGUUCACCACGAGCAGGAGCAGCCUGGAUGAGAACUACUGCACCACCACCACGACGACAACGACGGCGAACGUCAACAGUCCACUUAGCUUCUACACCAAUCACGACAAGGAGAAGGAGAACGACUGUGGCAUCACGUUGUCAAUGUCAAAUGCAGGACACUCGUCCUCGGUAACAGCCGGAUCCUUGUCCUCGUCCGCAGCCGGUGCCCCGCCCCUCCAAGCUAAGGUGGGCCUCGAGCUGUCCGGAGCACCGGUGUCCGGGGUUCAGUUGCCGCUGACAAUCAUCUCCACGGCGCCGCGUUGCCAGGCGGCGACUGUGGCAGAGGCAGCUGCUGCGGCGGAGACCUUCCUUGGCGACCAUCAUCAGGCACUGCCCCUGUCCGUGGCCCCCUCGCCGGACACCCGUUGCUGUGCCAUUUUGGGCGGAGGAACUGCUUACGAUGCAUACACCAUGGGCAUGGGGAUGGGCGUAGGCAUGGGCAUGGGCGUGGGUGGGCUCACAGGAAGCCUGGGCAGAAGGACGCUGCAUCAGCAGCCGACACAUUACCGUACGGGACCAUGUGGAGAGUUUGUGGGCGUUGAGACACUCGACAUACUACAGGGCGUGGCAGCAGAUAGUAUAAUUGGAAUUCACAGCAGUGCAAUGAUGCCAACAGCCGCCACUACUUCUCAUUACGUUCCCCUGCAGCAUAAUCCCUACGUGGACUUUGUGCCCAGCCCCCUAAUCCUGAGCAUGCCGCCGCCUCCCACCAUAAGCGGCAACUUGAGUGGUGCGGCAACAUCGACACUACCCACAAUGUCCUUACCGACGCAAACACCCAAGACGCAGAAGCGUGUGACCAUCCUGGAGCCCACCUCCCGCACCACAUUCGACCCCUUGCUGCCCACCAUGGUGGCGGCUGUGGUCUCCACAUCAACGGUGACCAGCACGGCGACCACAACCGCCGCCACACCCACUGCCACCCAGAGUGGAGGAGGGGUUGGUGGCAACGAUGCGACCCUGGAUCGCAUCACCCUCGAUCUGGACUACCUGCUGAAUAGGUCGGAUGCCGGGGAUGGGGGGUGCCAGGAGGAGUGCCGCCCCCAGGACCUACCGGCAGCGAGGACGGUGGUCAGCAGAAACAAUAGCAAUAGCAUUCGGGCUGAGGUUCAUUGACCGACACUAAGAUGCAUUUAAGAGGCUUCUUUUCUUGUUAGGAUCUGUAAAUAAAUGUAAAUCAAAAAUAGAAGAAAACCAAAGCAAAACCCUACAGUAGGAAACUCUGUGAAUAUUCAUAUGCAUUAGAUAUUAAUUAAAUCCAACUAAAAACUGAGUUCAAGUCCAGUCUUUAUUUAAUGUUUAAGUUCCCCAUUAAUGUUUAAAGUGUUUUGGACACCAAUCACUCCUACAACCAUAUAUACUUAAAUUAAAAAUACAAAUUUAAAAUUUAUGUCAUUGCAUAUUUGUAAACAAAAUGAAAGAAUUUAAACUAAAGGUAACUUUUUAGCUAGAUUUACAAAAAGCCUAUAUUAUGCAGA